AUGUCAGAUGCCUCAGUGGACACCAGCUCCAAGAUAACCACCAAGGACUUAAAGGAGAAGAAGGAAGUUGUAGAGGAGGCAGAGAAUGGAAGAACUGCACCUGCUAACGGGAACGCUCAAAGUGAGAAAAAUGGGGAGCAGGAGGCUGACAAUGAGGUAGAUGAACAAGCAGAAGAAGGUGGGGAGGAAGAGGAGGAUGAGGAGGAAGAAGUGAUAGUGAGGAAGAGGAUGGAGAUGAUGGUGAGGAAGCUGAGGCUCCUACAGGUAAGUGGGUAG
Messenger RNA from Arvicanthis niloticus (Nile rat), 276 nucleotides. The record is from RefSeq and is a predicted model, not a curated record. NCBI's taxonomy places the organism in Eukaryota, Metazoa, Chordata, Mammalia, Rodentia, Muridae.